Messenger RNA from Parnassius mnemosyne (clouded apollo), 879 nucleotides. The record is from the annotation of a GenBank genome assembly. Lineage: Eukaryota; Metazoa; Arthropoda; Insecta; Lepidoptera; Papilionidae.
AUGACUCGCCAUGCCAGAAACUGUACGGCUGGAGCCGUAUAUACGUAUCAUGAGAAAAAGAAAGACGCUGCUGCGUCUGGAUAUGGUACUCAAAGCGAAAGAGUUGGAAAAGAUUCCGUGAAAAACUUUGACUGUUGUAGCUUGACUUUGCAACCGUGCAGAAACCCCGUUAUUACAAAAGAUGGUUAUUUAUUUGAUAAAGAAGCUAUAUUGGAAUAUGUCAUAGCAAAGAAAAAUGAGUACACUAGAAAGUUGAAGCAAUACGAAAAACAAUCGAAAAAAGAAGAGGCAGAAAAGAAAGAGCUGGCAGAAGCGGAAAAGGAAGCAAAUUUGAUUAAAUUUAUGAGCAGGGAAAAGAAUAUUUCAAAUAAUGGUGGAAGUAGUUCAGAAAACAAUCCAACGACCUCAAGUUCGAUUUCAAAUUUGGCAAAUGGCAAGAAUAAAGAGUUGCCUAGCUUUUGGGUGCCUUCUCAGCUACCUGAUGCCAAAAUUUCAAAAAUGGAAAAACCAGACCCUACAGUAUACUGUCCCAUCAGUGGUAAACCAUUAAAAAUUAAGGAUUUAAUAGAUGUUAAGUGGACAUUAGUAAAUGACCCUGAUGACAAAAAGUCAUUGAUUGCAAAGGAGAACAGAUAUAUGUGCCCAGUUACACAUGAUAUUUUAAGCAAUGCAGUACCGUGUGCAGUAAUCAGAACUACUGGACAUGUGGUGACCAUGGAGUGUGUUGAGAAAAUAAUAAAAAAGGAUUGGUUGCAUCCUCUCACGGGUGAUACAUUGAAAGAAAAAGAUAUAAUACCACUGCAAAGAGGAGGCACAGGAUAUGCUCUUACAAAUCAAAACCUUGAAGGAAAGAAUGAGAGGCCAGUGUUGCAAGCUUAA